UCAAUCUUGGAGAUAGUAGUUUUGAACUAUCAAAAUCAGUUCCAAAGCUUUGCACCUCAUCCAGCAAAUGUGAAAUAUUUCUAAUACAUUUAAUAAAGGAGAAAGGCAUGGAGUCCUCUUCACUUUCGAGAACACUAAAACCCUUAACAUUCACAUCUUCAUCCAAUUCUAUCCCAACCAAACAACUUUCCGCAUUGCCAAUCUCCAAAACAAAACUAAACGAAUGCCAAACUCACUUCUUAACAACGUUAUAUGCCACCUUGAAUAGUCCAAAACCUUCGCCAAAGAAAGCAGAAAAGAUGAAGUCAAAGUCUGCCAAUGAAAGUGAUAACGAAGGUGAAGAAGGUGACGAUGAACAAGAAGAAGGCAUAAUACCGGAGAUGGUAACCAACAGAAUGAUCAGUAGAAUAGGGUUCACAGUGGGAAUUCCCCUGUUAAUAGGACUUCUCUUCUUUCCAUUCUUUUACUAUCUCAAGGUUGGUUUAAAGAUUGAUGUUCCUACUUGGGUGCCCUUCAUUGUUUCAUUUAUCUUCUUCGGCUCUGCGCUUCUGGGGGUAAGUUAUGGCAUUGUAUCAUCGAGUUGGGAUCCAUUGAGGGAAGGCUCACUGUUGGGUUGGAAUGAGGCACAGAAGAAUUGGCCUGUUUUUUGGCAAUCUCUUUGGGGAGGAUCUAGCAAGAAGUAGAACUUCACAUUUUCUUUUGGUCCCUACAGAGUGGCAGAAAUGUUGUUAUUAUCAAAUAAUCAAAGCAAAUUUGAUGGGUCUUGCUUGCAUAAUUUUUUGAAUCUGUCUUUUCAAU
Mangifera indica (mango) is the source of this 798-nucleotide messenger RNA. RefSeq names its product protein PAM68, chloroplastic-like. Lineage: Eukaryota; Viridiplantae; Streptophyta; Magnoliopsida; Sapindales; Anacardiaceae. The coding region runs from base 108 to 683 and encodes 191 amino acids. The record is from RefSeq and is a predicted model, not a curated record. The transcript has a single exon.